GGUGCUCAGCCUGGGGACAUCCCUGACCCUUCUCUUGCUGUCCUUCCAGCCUGGUGCCAUGACCCUGCUGGGGCUGCUGCUGGCCCUGCUGGGCUGCACCAUGGCUCUGGAUCCUGCCCUGGAGGAGGUCUGGGAAAGGUGGAAAAGUCUCCACUCCAAGGAGUACCCAGAGGAGGUCGAGGCCAUCCGCAGGGAGGUCUGGGAGAAGAACCUGAGGAGAAUCCAUCAGCACAACCAGGAGGAGUCACAGGGACAGCACAGCUUCCGCCUGGCCAUGAACCACCAUGGGGACCUGACAGAUGAGGAGUUCAACCAGCUCCUGAAUGGCUGCAUCCCAGCUUGGCAGGAGAAGCCAAAGUUGCUCUUCCAGGAAUCAGGGGCCCUGAAGACCCCGGCAGAGGUGGACUGGAGGGCAAAGGGCUCCGUGACACCCGUGAAGGACCAGGGGCACUGUGGGUCAUGCUGGGCGUUCAGUGCCACGGGGGCCCUGGAGGGCCAGGUCUUCAAGAGGACAGGGAAGCUGGUGGUGCUGAGUGAGCAGAACCUCAUCGACUGCUCCCGAAAGCUGGGCAACCACGGCUGCCAGGGGGGCUACAUGACCCUCGCCUUCCAGUACGUGCGUGACAACGGGGGCUUGAACUCAGAGCACGUCUACCCCUACGUGGCCACGGACACCUCUGGCUGCCGAUACAACCCCCAGGACAAGGCAGCCAACUGCUCAGACAUCUGGCUGGUGGCCCGGGGCAGUGAGGCAGCACUGGAGCAGGCAGUGGCAGUUGUGGGUCCCGUGUCUGUGGCAGUGGAUGCCAGCAGCUUCCACUUCCACUUCUACAAGUCUGGAAUCUUCAGCAGUGUGCUCUGCAGCCAGAGGGUGAACCACGGGAUGCUGGCUGUGGGCUACGGCGUGAGCCAGGAGCAGGGGCACAACAUCAGCUACUGGAUCUUAAAGAACAGCUGGUCAGAGGUGUGGGGUGAGCAGGGCUACAUCCGCCUGCUGAAGGGCUCCAACAACCAGUGUGGGGUGGCCAACCAGGCCAGCUUCCCCCUCCUGUGAGCCAGGACUUUCCUCUCACUCUCCUUCCCUGGCUGCAGAUCCAGGGCUGUUUUCCUUCUGGAAAGGAGCUUUUGUUUGUGUGUGGUGAGAAGCAAUUAAAAAUGG
This is a messenger RNA of Calypte anna (Anna's hummingbird), 1159 nucleotides long. RefSeq names its product cathepsin L1. Gene Ontology annotation, biological process: immune response. The transcript is spliced from 7 exons. Gene Ontology annotation, molecular function: cysteine-type endopeptidase activity. Gene Ontology annotation, cellular component: lysosome. The coding region runs from base 59 to 1054 and encodes 331 amino acids. Lineage: Eukaryota; Metazoa; Chordata; Aves; Apodiformes; Trochilidae. The record is from RefSeq and is a predicted model, not a curated record.